UCCACUCCGGCUCCAGGCGGCCAGCGCUCGGGCCCAGGCCGCCAGGUUCUAGCCGAGCAGCAGCAGCAGCAGCAGCGGUAGCGGCGGCAGCUCGCGGGGAGACCCCGCGCUCCUCGCAACCCCUCCCCAGUGCGGUGCAUGGAGACGAGGCCCGCCGCUCGCCCCUGAGCCCGCCGCCCGGCCCGGGACCCGCGGGGGCUGGGGUGGCCUUGGGCUCCGGCCGGCCCCGCCGCCCGAGGGCUGCGCGCGGCCCGCGGGCCUCGUCGCCCUCGCGGAUCGCCGCGGCCCGGCCGUCCCGUCCCAGGAAGUGGCCGUCCUGACCGCCAUGGCUCACUCCCCGGUGCAGUCGGGCCUGCCCGGCAUGCAGAACCUGAAAGCAGAUCCAGAAGAGCUUUUUACCAAACUGGAGAAAAUCGGGAAGGGCUCUUUUGGCGAGGUGUUCAAGGGCAUUGACAAUCGGACUCAGAAAGUGGUCGCCAUAAAAAUCAUUGAUCUGGAAGAGGCUGAAGAUGAGAUAGAGGACAUUCAGCAGGAGAUCACAGUGCUGAGUCAGUGUGACAGUCCCUACGUAACCAAAUAUUAUGGAUCCUAUCUGAAGGACACUAAAUUAUGGAUAAUAAUGGAAUAUCUCGGUGGAGGCUCUGCGCUGGACCUAUUAGAACCUGGCCCUUUAGAUGAAACCCAGAUUGCUACUAUAUUAAGAGAAAUACUGAAAGGACUUGAUUAUUUGCAUUCGGAGAAGAAAAUUCAUAGAGAUAUUAAAGCUGCCAACGUCCUGCUCUCUGAACACGGAGAGGUGAAGCUGGCGGAUUUUGGAGUGGCGGGCCAGCUGACAGACACCCAGAUAAAGAGAAACACCUUCGUGGGCACCCCUUUCUGGAUGGCGCCUGAAGUCAUCAAGCAGUCGGCCUACGACUCAAAGGCGGACGUCUGGUCCCUGGGCAUAACGGCGAUCGAGCUUGCCAAAGGCGAGCCGCCGCACUCGGAGCUGCACCCCAUGAAGGUUUUGUUCCUCAUUCCAAAGAACAACCCCCCGACGCUGGAAGGAAACUACAGCAAACCCCUCAAGGAGUUUGUGGAGGCCUGUUUGAACAAGGAGCCGAGCUUUAGACCCACCGCUAAGGAGCUACUGAAGCACAAGUUCAUAAUCCGCAAUGCAAAGAAAACAUCCUACUUGACGGAGCUCAUCGACAGGUACAAGAGGUGGAAGGCCGAACAGAGCCACGAAGACUCCAGCUCCGAAGACUCGGACACGGAAACGGACACAGAUGGCCAAGCAUCCGGAGGCAGCGACUCAGGGGACUGGAUCUUCACGAUCCGGGAGAAAGAUCCAAAGAGUCUUGAGAAUGGAGCUCUUCAGCCGUCGGAUUUAGAAAGAAAUAAGAUGAAAGACAUCCCAAAGAGGCCUUUCUCUCAGUGUUUAUCUACAAUUAUUUCUCCGCUGUUUGCAGAGUUGAAGGAGAAGAGCCAGGCGUGUGGAGGCAACCUGGGGUCCAUCGAGGAGCUGCGCGGGGCCAUCUACCUGGCGGAGGAGGCCUGCCCCGGCAUCUCGGACACCAUGGUGGCCCAGCUCGUGCAGCGGCUGCAGAGAUACUCUCUAAGUGGUGGAGGAACUUCAUCCCACUGAAAUUCCUUUGGCAUUUGGGUUUUGUCUUUUUCCUUUUUUCCUUCUUCAUCCUCCUCCUUUUUACAAGUCAACGAGAGCCUUUGCUGACUUCGCUGAAGAGGUGCACCAUCGCGGGGGGCCAUCCCCACCCCCCACAGCGAGGUCGCCUGUCCAGGGCCUGAUGAAGUCUCCAGAUGGGGUGGGGAGGGUCAGCUCCUGCGAGCGAGUAUUUUAUUUUAUUUUAUUAUUCUUGUUUUUAAUUCUAACCAUAGUGCACAUAUCAAGGAAAGUGUCUUUAGAAACAAAAAUAAACCCUGAAAUGUAUAUUUGGGAUUAUGAUAAGGUGACUGAAGAAAUGAAACCUCAGGUAUCCUGCUUUACGUUGAUAACUCCCCCUCCCUGGGAGACGGAGAAUCGCUCUGGUGGAUCAGUGUACAGAUUUGUAUAUAGUGUCAUUUUUAAGGAAACCCUUUUGGCGUGCAUAGCGAUCACUGUGUACACACUGGCCAAGUGCUUCUGUAGAUACUGUCAGUGGGGUAAAUAUUUGACAGGCCGUAACUUGAGUCUAUUGCCUUGCCUUUAUUACAUGUAAAUUUUGAAUUAUGUGACCAGUGAUUUGGGUUUUACUUUGUAUUUGCAGGGUUUGCCAUUAAUAAUAAUUAACGCCCCUCUUAUGAAACACUCCUCUAUUUGUACCUCAACAAAUGCAAAUUUUCCUCUUGUUUGCCCUACAACCCUUUUGGUACACUUAGAAGUUGAUUUCCUUUUUCACCGAUGGUACUAUUUCUUAGUGUUUUAAAUUGGAACAUACCUUGCCUCAUGAAGCUUUAAAUUAUUAUUUUAAAUUUCUCCCCGAUGAAGUGUUCUCGUCUCACUGUCAUUCGUGCCCUGCCAGUCCUGCGCCAGCUGUACCGUCCUUCCAGUAGGGUUUUCUGUUGCACCUUGUAGUGAAAUCUGCGUAUCAUCUUUCCCACCUAAACAUGUCUGAAUGCUUACACAAAUAAAUUUUAUAACACAGA
Molecule: messenger RNA, 2625 nt
Organism: Balaenoptera acutorostrata (minke whale)
Lineage: Eukaryota; Metazoa; Chordata; Mammalia; Artiodactyla; Balaenopteridae
Gene: STK24
Product: serine/threonine kinase 24
Exons: 11
Coding region: 326-1627 (433 amino acids)
Biological process (GO): protein phosphorylation
Molecular function (GO): ATP binding; protein kinase activity
Source: RefSeq, a predicted model, not a curated record